AUGCAGCAAGAUACUGAAGAAUUUCUUAGACACAUAAGAGAAUUAAGAGGCAAAAUAAAUGAUGUUAAACAGCAACUAUCAAAAAUUACCAAGAGUGAUCAAUUGAAAACGAUCAAUGGCGUCUCUCUCUUUGACGUGAAAAACAUUGGUCUGCUUCAGUAUAUCACAAAUCUUGCUUUCUUAAUUCAUAUAAAGUUGGACGGGAAACCGUUAUCUGAGCAUCCUGUCGUCAUGAAUCUGGUCGAAUUACGUGUUGUAUUGGAGAAGAUUAAGCCAAUAGAACAAAAACUAAAGUAUCAAAUCGAUAAGUUAAUACGAACAGCUAAAUUUGGGGAGAAUAUUGAAACAGAAAAAGCCACUGCAAAAACAGCAUUGAUCGAUCCACUGUCAUUCAAGCCAAAUCCAGAUAAUUUUGUUGCUGGAGCGGAAGAAUCCAAAAACGAUGAUGUGACUGAGGGUUCUCAAGGCGUAUACAAAGCGCCAAAACUAGCACCUGUGCAUUUUGAAGAAGACAAAGGAAAACUCUCCAAACGCGAAAAGGAGCGUGCUCGUGCUCUUGUUCGAGCAUCGAAAUCACGUUUAAUGAAAGAUAUAAUAACAGAAUACGAUGAUCGUCCCGAAGAAGUUGCUGUAAUAGGUGCCAGUCAGGAAAGCAUAGCUCAAUUAGACGAUAAGGAUAAGCAAAAGAUAGCAGAACGCGAACGAUACGAAGAGGAAAACUUUGUGAGGCUUGUCUUACCGAAGAAAGAGUUGAAAAGAAUGAAGGCCAGUACAGUAAGAGAACUGGAGAACGAGUUUGAGAAUUUGAAUGAUUUCAGCAACCUGGUUAACGUUCACGAAGACGUUCGACCGAGCGAUGCAAAUGUCCUUGCACGUCGUAAAAGUCGGGAGAAAAUGAUUAAUGAUGAAGAAAUGGAUGAGGAUGCAGACGAACCUAUCCAACAAUCUCGCAAAAAUAAUAAGCGACAUGAAUUGUUCGAUGGUCUUUUGACAGACCCAAGCAAGAUCAAAAAGCGAAGGACAAAAUUCGAGACUUUAAAGAGAAGAAUGAAACGGCAAAAGAGAUAA
Messenger RNA from Paraglomus occultum, 1068 nucleotides. Lineage: Eukaryota; Fungi; Glomeromycota; Glomeromycetes; Paraglomerales; Paraglomeraceae. The record is from the annotation of a GenBank genome assembly.